Molecule: messenger RNA, 1270 nt
Organism: Chiroxiphia lanceolata (lance-tailed manakin)
Lineage: Eukaryota; Metazoa; Chordata; Aves; Passeriformes; Pipridae
Gene: RAB3A
Product: RAB3A, member RAS oncogene family
Exons: 5
Coding region: 107-769 (220 amino acids)
Biological process (GO): regulation of synaptic vesicle fusion to presynaptic active zone membrane; protein secretion; axonogenesis
Cellular component (GO): endosome; synaptic vesicle membrane; axon
Molecular function (GO): GTP binding; GTPase activity
Source: RefSeq, a predicted model, not a curated record
CCCUGACGCGAGGGUUCAUUUGCAUAGCGGGCCACGCCCCUUCUGCCGACGUCACCCGGGGUCCGCAUCUGCUGCAGUCGCUGCGGGAGGAGCGAGCGCGGCAGAGAUGGCGUCGGCUACCGACUCCCGCUAUGGGCAGAAGGAAUCCUCGGACCAGAACUUCGAUUACAUGUUCAAGAUCCUGAUCAUCGGGAACAGCAGCGUCGGGAAAACCUCCUUCCUGUUCCGGUACGCCGACGACUCCUUCACGCCCGCCUUCGUCAGCACCGUCGGCAUCGACUUCAAGGUCAAGACCAUCUAUCGGAACGACAAGCGCAUCAAGCUGCAGAUCUGGGACACGGCCGGGCAGGAGCGGUACCGCACCAUCACCACCGCCUACUACCGCGGGGCCAUGGGCUUCAUCCUCAUGUACGACAUCACCAACGAGGAGUCCUUCAACGCCGUGCAGGACUGGUCCACCCAGAUCAAGACCUACUCCUGGGACAACGCCCAGGUGCUGCUGGUGGGGAACAAGUGUGACAUGGAGGACGAGCGCGUGGUCUCCUCGGAGAAGGGCCGCCAGCUCGCCGAGCACCUGGGAUUUGAGUUUUUCGAGGCCAGUGCCAAGGACAACAUCAACGUGAAGCAGACCUUCGAGCGGCUGGUGGACAUCAUCUGCGAGAAGAUGUCGGAGUCGCUGGACACGGCCGACCCCGCCGUCACCGGGGCCAAGCAGGGCCCCCAGCUCACGGACCAGCAGGCCCCUCCCCACCAGGACUGUGCCUGCUAGGGGCCAGCCCCACCCCUCCUCCACAAACCCCCCCAAAAACCGGUCAGUGCACCCCCCAACCCCCCCCCCCCCCAGCCCCUCCUCUUGGGGGUCCCGUGGGGGAAUUGCUGCUGAUACCUCCCAAAGGGCUGCGGCCCCUUUAGGAGCUCCCCACCCCACCCACCCCCAUAAUUCAUUAGGCUGUGCCCCCCAACCCACCCCCUUAAUUUAUUUUGAAGCCUGGGCUGGUAGAAAACUCCCCCUCAUUCUGCUUUUAAUCACUGUCCAAGAAACCAUUGCCCCCAGCCCUUCCCCAAGAACCUCCUUCCCUGGGGGACCCCUUUCCCUGGGGACCCCCCCUCUUCCCUGAGAAACUCCUGCCCUGGGGACCCCCAAUCCCUGGGGACCCCCUUCCCUGAGGACCCUAUUCCCUGGGGGAGCCCCUUGCCCUGGGGACCCCCUGACCUUGGGACCCACUGCCCUGGGAGACCCUCCUGCCCUGAGAAGCCCCUUCCCUGAAGA